Messenger RNA from Panicum virgatum (switchgrass), 2890 nucleotides. RefSeq lists its product as uncharacterized. The transcript is spliced from 4 exons. Gene Ontology annotation, molecular function: protein dimerization activity. Lineage: Eukaryota; Viridiplantae; Streptophyta; Magnoliopsida; Poales; Poaceae. The record is from RefSeq and is a predicted model, not a curated record. Bases 348 to 2705 code for a protein of 785 amino acids.
CGCGCGCGAGCAAAGAAGGGGAGGGAGAGGCCGCGGGCGCGCCGCGCGGGAAAAAUUGGCGCUCAGGCGGGCGGGAAGGGCGCGCAGGCGGGAAGGGCGGGAAGGGCGCGCAGGCGGGCGGGAAGGGCGGGUGGAUUAGUCGAAGGCCAAUCGAUGUGCCUCCAAUCCACUAUUCUCUCUCAUCUCUCCGCGGAACUGCUGCGUCCGCCCCUCCGCCGCAGCCACCCCUCCGCCACGGGCCUGCCCCUGCAGUCGCCGCUGGCGUGCCGCGUCCGCCGCGAGCCUCCUCCACCGCGUCUGCUCUGCUCCUCUGCUCCGCGACCCACCCUCAGGCUUCAGCCUUCAGGAUGUCUGAGACAGAGAGUGCUGCUGCUGAUGUUGCUGCUGUUGAUGUUGCUGCUGAUCCUGAGAGUCAUCUUAAGAGGAAAUCAAAUGAUAUUGGAUGGCAGUGGGGAAGGCUAUUUGAUCCAAACAACUAUAGUAAAGUGAAGUGCCUUCUUUGCGGCCAUGAGAGCUCAGGAGGCAUUAAUCGAUUCAAGCAGCACCUUGCAUGUGAAGGGACUGGUGUUCUCCAUUGCCCAAAAGCAACACCUGAAAUCAAACAAAAGUGCAAAGAAGAUCUUGAUAGACCAAGAAAGAAGAAAAGAGAUAAGGCGCAGGCAGAGGCAGAUUUGAGAGGUGGUGUGGUGAUUGCAGGAAGAGAAGGGUCAGAGGCUGAAUCCAAGGCUGGAAGCUCAAGCACCUCUGAUGGUUCUGCUGCUUCAAGUCAGAAGCUAGGUCCCAUGGAUAGAUGGGCACGUCCUAUUGAUCCUAAAGCAACAAGAGAAGAAGCUAAGAGGCAGCAGAAUAUAAAUGAAGCGCUUUGGAAGGAAAGGACACAUCAAGUGCAGCAAUAUGUUGCGAGAUGGAUAUACAAUCAUGGCAUUGCAUUUAAUGCAAUUGACAACGAUGAGUUCAUAGAAAUGGUUGAGGCCAUUGGCUGUUUUGGUCCUGGUUUUAGACCUCCUUCCCAACAUGAUCUUCGAGAGAAGUUGCUGGUAGAGGAGCAUGCAAGGAUGAAAUCCUUGCUGCAGGAACGUGAAGAGGGAAAAAACAAAAAUGGCUGUUCAGUCAUGACUGAUGCUUGGACAGAUAUGAAGAGGAGUAUUAUGAAUGUGUGCACACAUACAGCUGAGGGGGCAAGUUUCAUGAAGUCCAAAGAGAUGUCAGAUGUGUCACAUACAAGUGAAGUCAUAUUUAAAAUAGUGGACAAAGCAAUUGAUGAAUUAGGAGCAGAAAAUGUGGUGCAAGUUGUGACAGAUAAUGCCUCCAACAACAUGGGAGCAAAAACAUUGAUGUUAGAGAAGAGGCUAAACAUUUUUUGGAGCUCUUGUGCAACUCACACAAUCAAUUUGAUGCUCCAAGGCAUUGGCAACCUGCCAAGGUUUAAGAAAACAGUUGACCAAGCAAAGGCAUUCACUAUUUUUGUGUAUGGGCAUCACCGAACCUUGGCAUGCAUGCGGUCUUUCACCAAGGAGAAGGAUAUCAUAAGGCCAGGGGUGACCAGAUUUGCCACCAACUACCUUACUUUGCAAAGUUUGAUGGAUAAAAAAGAUGCACUAAGGAAGAUGGUGGUUGAUGCAAAGUGGGAGGAAAUACCAGAUGUGAAGUCAAGAAAGGGAAAGGAUGCAACAGCCACUAUGUUGAGUACUCCUUUCUGGAAGAGUGUAGCACUUUGCCUUAAGGUUUUUGAACCUUUGGUGAGACUACUUCGUUUGGUUGAUGGGGAUGUCAAGCCAUCCAUGGGUUUCCUGUAUGGAGAGCUAAUUAAGGGAAAGAAGGAGGUUAAGGAGGCCUUUGGCAAUGUGGAGAAGAACUACAAGGAUGUCAUGGCUAUUGUUGACAAGAAGAUGAAGAACAGACUUGAUUCUCCCUUGCAUGUUGCUGCAUACAUGCUGAAUCCAUACUACUCCUAUAAAGAAGCUUCCAUCUUUGAUGAUCCAAAUGUUAUGGAAAAGUUCAUGCUUUGUUGUGAGACAUACUUUAAAGGUGAUGAAGAGAAAGAGUACUUGGCUGUGAAUGGAGAUUUUGACAAGUUUCGGACGAGGCAAGGUUCCUUUGGAAAGAAGAUGGCAAGAAGCUGCGAAAAAUUUGAAUUUAGUCCUGCAUCUUGGUGGAGGCUCUAUGGAGGUGGAGCACCAACUUUGCAGCAUAUGGCUACUAGAAUCCUCUCAUUGACAGCAAGCUCCUCCUCCUGUGAGAGGAAUUGGAGCAACUUUGAAUCUAUACAUACCAAGAGAAGAAAUAGACUAACAACAGAGCGCCUCAGUAUGUUAGUCUAUGUGCAAUUCAAUGCACGGUUGCUGUCCAAGAAGGAGAAAAUCAGCAACAAGAAGACUUAUGAAGUCCUCUUAAGCAAUGAUGCUGCUGAAGCACAAGGGUUUUUGUAUGAGGGAGGGGAUGACCAAGCUUUGGUUGUGUUUAAAGACCCAGAUGACGAGGGUGAGGGUGAAGUUCCUGGAACUGGGAUGUCAUGGGCUGUUCUUGGAGAGGCAAUUGGAGCAAACGAGCAGCUGCAACCUCGUAGGAGUGGAAGAAGGGCCCAGCCUACUAGAGAGAUUCAUGAGGAAGAGUUUGAAUCUGAAUCCGAAGACUAUGAGGAAGAACAGAUUCCUUUUGAGGAUGAUGAAGAUGAAAUCUUAGGAGCAAAUUCCUUUGAGGAUUGAGGCUGUGGGCUGUGGCAAUUUGUGUGUUAUCAAUUAUCAUGUGUGCUGUCCUAUGUGUUGUAAUGCUAGCUGCUACUGCUAGCCAUGCUACCAAGACCUUUUAUUUGCUUCUCAUUUGAACUUUGAACUACCAGCUACCUAUGUUCAGUCAUAUAUCAUAUAUGUGCUGUGCCAUGUGCUAUCUA